Molecule: messenger RNA, 692 nt
Organism: Rhinichthys klamathensis goyatoka
Lineage: Eukaryota; Metazoa; Chordata; Actinopteri; Cypriniformes; Leuciscidae
Exons: 6
Coding region: 7-615 (202 amino acids)
Biological process (GO): regulation of cell projection organization
Cellular component (GO): ciliary basal body
Molecular function (GO): cytoskeletal protein binding
Source: RefSeq, a predicted model, not a curated record
GUUACCAUGGUUACCAGUACACAUCAGGACGCUAUGGCGACACGGGGCGCAGCUCCACUGGUCGCGUUCGGCAGCUGCCAGAAACGUCUUAUAUUCCCAACGCAUUUUGCGCCUAAUCGCAUGGGCAAUGAAAUGCUCGCACUGCGCGGCUCAACUGACUCCAAGAAACUAGGACCUGGAUGUUACGACAACCACACGGUGGGCACUCUUAUAUAUGACCUCCAACACAGACCUGAGAGUAAGAGGGGAUAUGUGUUAGCAGCCCGUACUGCACCACGCUUUCUGCCUCCGUUUAAGACAGCCACCCCUUCACCACAGAAAUACCAGCAGGACUGGACGCAGUCUAAAGUGUGUCCUCCAGGAAAAACUCCCUUCAAUAGUACCACUGUAAGACCCAGGCCCUCAAAUGCAGACUCCAGCCCUGCCCCUGGUCCAGGGGCAUAUACUCUCAAUACCAUCCCAAGCAAAAGGGUGUCGUGGCCAAUGAAAUUCGGCUCUCCAGACUGGUCAAAAGUGCCGUUGCUGGAGAGAAGAGCACUGCGGACAGAGCUCCUCCAUGACAAAGAGUUUAGGAAACAGAGGAACAGGGUGGCAUAUCUGAGCUUGUUUUACUGAUGACUCUAAAAUACUACCACAACAAUGCAGUGUGAUUCUCAAUGUAUACAAACAUUAAAGCUUUAAAAGACAAGUUC